Dipodomys ordii (Ord's kangaroo rat) is the source of this 5178-nucleotide messenger RNA. RefSeq names its product Werner syndrome, RecQ helicase-like (gene Wrn). Gene Ontology annotation, molecular function: four-way junction helicase activity; ATP binding; 3'-5' exonuclease activity. The record is from RefSeq and is a predicted model, not a curated record. Gene Ontology annotation, cellular component: nucleus; chromosome; cytoplasm. Bases 167 to 4543 code for a protein of 1458 amino acids. Gene Ontology annotation, biological process: double-strand break repair via homologous recombination; DNA replication; telomere maintenance. NCBI's taxonomy places the organism in Eukaryota, Metazoa, Chordata, Mammalia, Rodentia, Heteromyidae. The transcript has 35 exons.
UGUGUGCCUUGUUAGCCCGUAAUGUUCUCUUCUGCCAAAUAGAGCGCGGGAACAAAGCUGGUUGGUUUUGAUGGCUCGCUUGACUCUCGGUGCUGCAGGCCCUGGUGUAGGGUCGUUCCCCAAGUCACUCAGCUGAAGACCCGUUGAAGGCUGGGACAUUUUAGAGAUGAAUAGCAAAAAAUUGGAAACACCACCACCACAGCGUAAAUUUCCUGAAUGGAUGGUGUCUAUGCAGAAUAAAGGAUGUACUGAAGAGGAAAGAAAGGCAUAUAUUCAGAAGAGUGUUUUUGAAGAUGACCUCCCCUUCUUAGAAUUCACUGGAUCCAUUGUUUAUAGUUAUGAAGCUAGUGAUUGCUCUUUUCUAUCAGAAAAUAUUAGCGUAAAUCUGUCUGAUGGGGAAGUGGUAGGAUUUGACAUGGAAUGGCCACCCAUUAAUAGAAAAGGGAAACCAAGCAGAGUUGCACUAAUUCAGUUAUGUGUGUCUGAGAACAAAUGUUAUUUGUUUCACAUUUCUUCUAUGUCAGUUUUUCCCCAGGGAUUAAAACGAUUACUUGAAAAUACAGCAAUUAAAAAGGUGGGGGUAGGAAUUGAAGGAGAUCAAUGGAAACUUCUGCAUGACUUUGAUGUCAAGUUGACAAGUUUCGUGGAGUUGAAAGAUGUUGCCAAUGAAAAGCUGAAAUGUUCAGAGACCUGGAGCCUUAAUGGCCUGGUUAAACACCUCUUAUAUAAACAGCUUCUGAAAGACAAAGCUAUUCGCUGUAGCAACUGGAGUAACUUUCCCCUCUCUGAAGACCAGAAGCUGUAUGCAGCUACUGAUGCUUAUGCUGGACUCAUCAUUUAUAAAAAAUUAGAAAUCCUGGGUGGUGCCAUGCAAACAUUUGCUAGAAAUAAAGAGGAGAAAAUUCUACCUCUUGAAAUGAAGAAACAGUUGACUUCAAUCUCUGAAGAAGUGAUGGAUAUGGCUAAUCAUUUUCCUGACACUUGCAGAAAAUUAGAAAAUCCAGAGAGGGUUUCUAUUUUAUUGAAGAAUAUUUCAGAAAGUCUGUUUUCACUGAGGAAGAUUCUGUUUGGUCCUACAAAAAUCACCACCGAAGUGAGGCCCAGUAAUCAUUUUAAUGUAUCGUUGGAGGAUUCAACUGUUGGUAGAGAACAGCAGAAAGAAACUACAGAAAAAAGUCUUACUGAAGAUAAGGAUGAGACAUGGGAUACAUCACUGGAUAAUCUAGUUAAACAUGGUGGACAUGAUGUACUUGUAAAAGUGAAACAAGAAGAAGGGUUGGAAGAUGAAUUUGAAAAUAAUAAGUUGAAAGAAAACAUGGAAAGAACAUGCCAAAUGUCAUUAGAUAUUACAGAGUAUGAACUUCAAAUAUUGGAACAGCUGAAUGAGAAACAAACCCUCAGUGAUUUUUCCCACCAGUGCACUGAGCAUUCUUCAGUCAACAAUAAUGAACAUGAUUCAUCUUACAUAAUUGAAAGUGAUGAAGAUUUAGAAAUGGAGAUGCUGAAGUCUUUAGAAGAUUUAAAUAGUAGCCCUGUAGAGUCAGUUCAUUCUCAGUGCUUAAAAAUGGAAAGAAACUUGAGUUUUCCUACUGAAGAAGAUAAAAAUAAAGAUGAAGUUGAAGAAGGAAAAGAAGAAGAACAAGAAGAAGAAGAAGUUGAAGAAGAAGCAGAAGAAGAAGAUAAUGAAGAUCAUUUGUUGCCAGAACCCAGUGCAACGCAAAUUAUUUGCCUCAAGACCUAUUUUGGCCAUUGCAGUUUUAAACCGGUCCAGUGGAAAGUUAUUUAUUCUGUAUUGGAAGAAAGAAGAGAUAAUGUUGUUGUCAUGGCAACUGGGUAUGGAAAGAGUUUGUGCUUCCAGUAUCCUCCUGUAUAUGUAGGCAAGAUUGGCAUUGUCAUCUCACCUCUUAUUUCUCUGAUGGAAGACCAAGUGCUCCAGCUUCAAAUGUCCAACAUUUCGGCCUGUUUCCUUGGAUCUGCACAACCAAAAAAUGUUUUGGAAGAUAUCAAAUUAGGCAAGUACCAGAUUGUAUAUAUAACUCCAGAAUUCUGCUCAGGUAAUUUGGACCUGCUUCGGCAGCUUGAGACUAAGAUUGGUAUCUCGCUUAUUGCUGUGGAUGAGGCUCACUGUAUUUCUGAGUGGGGGCAUGAAUUUAGAAGUUCUUUCAGGUCAUUGGGCUCCCUGAAGGCAGCACUCCCAUUGGUUCCAGUAGUUGCACUCACAGCUACUGCCAGUUCUUCAAUUCGAGAAGACAUAGUACGUUGUUUAAACCUGAAAAACCCACGGAUUACUUGUACUGGUUUUGAUCGACCAAAUCUGUAUUUAGAAGUGGGACGAAAAACAGGGAAUAUCCUUCAGGAUUUGAAGCCAUUUCUUGUAAAAAAGACAAGUUCUGCCUGGGAAUUUGAAGGUCCAACUAUCAUCUAUUGUCCUUCCAGAAAAAUGACAGAACAAAUUACCGUUGAACUUAGAAAACUGAAGUUAGCCUGUGGAACAUACCAUGCAGGCAUGGAUUUCAAAACAAGGAAGGAUAUUCAUCAUAAGUUCAUGAGAGAUGAAAUUCAGUGUGUUAUAGCUACUAUAGCUUUUGGACUGGGCAUUAAUAAGGCUGACAUUCGCAGAGUCAUUCAUUAUGGUGCUCCUAAGGAAAUGGAAUCCUAUUAUCAGGAAAUUGGUAGAGCAGGCCGCGAUGGACUUCAAAGUUCUUGUCACUUACUCUGGACUCCAGCAGACUUUAACAUAACUAGGCACCACUUGUUUGAGAUACGUAAUGAAAAGUUCCGACUGUAUAAAUUAAAGAUGAUGGCCAAGAUGGAAAAGUAUCUUCAUUCCAGCAAAUGUAGACGACAAAUCAUCUUGUCUCAUUUUGAGGACAAAAAACUAAGAAAGGCUUCCUUGGGCAUCAUGGGAACUGAAAAAUGCUGUGAUAAUUGCAGGUCCAGGUUAAGUCAUUGCUACACUGUUAAUGACUUGGAUGAGACAUCAAAGGACUUUGGUCGACAGGCAUUCCUGCUACUAUCUGCUGUAGACAUCUUAGAGGAAAAAUUUGGCAUUGGGGUUCCAAUUUUAUUUCUCCGAGGAUCUAGUUCUCAGCGUCUUGCAGAUAGAUACCGCUCUCACAAGCUUUUUGGCACUGGCAAGGAUGAAACAGAGAGUUGGUGGAAAGCCUUUUCCCGUCACCUUAUGACAGAAGGAUUCUUGGUAGAAGUUCCUGGGAGUAAUAAAUUUGUAAAGAUUUGCAUCCUUACAAAAAAGGGUAGAAAUUGGCUUGAUAAAGCCAAUAAAGGAUCUCCUCAGAGACUUAUUCUUGAACCUAAUGAAGAACUGUGUCCAAAGAAGUUUCUUCUGCCAAGUUGGAAAGCUUUGUCUUCAGGCACUGAACAGCAUUCCUCUAAUCAAAUACCAGUUGAAUUAACUGCAGAGAAGAAGUCUAACUUGGAGAAGAUGUAUUCUUACAAAGCACUUGAGAAAAUUCCUUCUGGGAGUAACAUUUCUGAAAAAAGAAUCAUGAUUCAGUCACCGGGAAAAUGUGACCAUCUUGCAGAACCAGCUCUUUCAGCUCAAGAACAAGAGGCUCAGACUGUGUUAUACGGCAAAUUGGUAGAAGCUAGACAGAAAUAUGCAAAUAAAAUGGAUGUUCCUCCAGCUAUUCUGGCAACAAAUAAGAUACUGUUGGAUAUGGCCAAAUUGAGACCAACUACUGUUGAAGAUGUAAAACAGAUCGAUGGUGUUUCUGAAGGAAAAGCUACUAUGCUGGCUCCACUGUUGGAAGUUGUCAAGCAUUUCUGCCAUGAAAAUAGUGCUAAGACAGACCUCUUUUCAAGUACAAAGCCUCAAGAAGAACAGGAAAAAAGUUCACUCUCACAGUCUGCAGCUGUCACAUAUUCUUUAUUCCAAGAAAAGAAGAUGUCUUUACACAGCAUAGCUGAGAACAGGAUUCUGCCUCUCACAGCAGUUGGUAUGCACUUAGCCCAGGCAGUGAAAGCUGGUUACCCCCUGGAUAUGGAGCGAGCAGGCCUGACUCCAGAGGUUCAGAAGAUUAUUGCUGAUGUUAUCCGAAACCCUCCCAUCAACUCAGAUAUGUACAAUAUAAAACUAAUUAGAAUGUUGGUUCCUGAAAACAUUGAUGUGUACCUUAUCCACAUGGCAAUUGAGAUCCUUGAGAAUGACCAUGACUGCAGACCAUCUUCAAGCCAGUCUUCCUGGGAUUCCAACAGAAAGCGAUGUUUCCCCAACUCUGAAGAACCUUGUUCAAGUUCUAAAAGGAGCAAGGAAGUACUCACGGAUACGAAGGUUGAAGAAACACAUCUUGAUAGCAUUUCACUGGAAGACAAAGGCCACAGUAAUUCAAUAAGACUAACUUCUUGGACUCAGCCAUCCAGUGAUCCAGAAACAGAAGAUUCAUUUUCACAUUCUCAUUCACAGACUUCAUCUGAGACCUCAAAGAGAAGAUUGCCUGACUGGUUUGCCAAAGGAAAUACGACUUUAGCUGUAUGCAACAAGAAAUCAACAACAAAAACAAAAAAGAAAGGUCUUUUUAGUUAAGAUGACAUUUAAAAAAACAACUUGGCAUGUCUCACUGUAUUUUAAGAAAAGAGCUAUAAGUCAUUUCUGAAAAGAGUGAAGAGUAAUAUUUUAGCUUAAAAAGUAUUCUGAUUUUAAAGUAAAACUCAUCUAUUUAGAGCAGGACUGGCAUUUUAAAUUAACCUACAUUUCAGAGUGUUGAGGCCUUCUGAUAACUUAAUAGAAUAGAAUGUUAAAUUUGAUUUCCUUUAAGAUCACUUUCAGAAGCCGUACUAUCUUGUGAUCUUAUCUCUAUUUGUAACAAUUGCAUACUUGGAAAACGUAGAGUGUGGUGAUUUAAUAGAAAGAACAGAUUUGUAUUAUAUUGAUUUACAUAAAAGGGUCUUACCAAAAUGGUCUUGUAAAUAUAAAACAGCUAUUUUAUGUUAUCUUUUCUAUCUUUUGAUGAAGCUUUGAUUUGCAUUAUUAUAUAAUAUUAGUUGACCAGAUUUAUGAAUGAAACAUUUGGGUUUCAUGUUAGUGGAGGAAAAGAGCAUAUAAAAGAUUCCAGUUGCACUAGACAACUAUAUACUUUGUAUUUCAUGCUAUUUUUGUUAUUUUUCAGAUAAUAAAAAAUAAUGUACUCCAAACUAAAUAAAAAAAGUAAAAUAUUUUAA